Branchiostoma belcheri (Belcher's lancelet) is the source of this 1403-nucleotide messenger RNA. RefSeq names its product serine/arginine-rich splicing factor 2-like. The transcript is spliced from 2 exons. The record is from RefSeq and is a predicted model, not a curated record. Gene Ontology annotation, molecular function: RNA binding. Bases 155 to 823 code for a protein of 222 amino acids. Lineage: Eukaryota; Metazoa; Chordata; Leptocardii; Amphioxiformes; Branchiostomatidae.
UAAUGAGCAUCAGUGACGUAGCAUUUGGAGGAGAAGGCGCGCCAUCAGAGGGAGAGCACAGUGAGAACUCUAGGUUGUAUCCGUUUUCAUCGUCUUUUCUUCGCACACUUUUUGGCAUAAUUCCGUCAAUAUAGGGUCCAGAACGGUUGCCGACAUGUCCUACGGGCCUCCGCCGCCGGAUAUCGAGCGGAUGUACUCCUUGAAGGUCGACAAUCUGACCUACAGGACAACGCCGGAGGACCUUCGACGCGUCUUUGAGAAAUAUGGCGACGUUGGGGACUGCUACAUUCCCCGAGACCGCUUCACCAGAGAGAGCCGUGGCUUCGCCUUCGUCCGCUUCUACGACAAGAGGGAUGCUGAAGACGCCCUAGACGCGCUGGACGGGACGAUCUUAGACGGGAGAGAAGUCCGAGUUCAGAUGGCGCGGUACGGGAGGCCCACUGACCCCUACCGCCGAGCACCCCCACCCAGGUCCCGCUACAGAGGAUCCGGAGGUCGCUACAGUCGUUCCCGUUCUCGUAGCAGGAGUCGAUCGCGCUCCCAUCGCAGGUACAGCCGGAGUCGUUCUCACAGCCGCUCCCGAAGCAGAGGUCGUCGCUACAGGCAGCGCUCCUACUCCCGCAGCCCCAACCGCAGAUCCCGCUCCAGAUCCCGCAGCCGAAGCCGCCACCGCGGCUCCCGCAGCAGGUCACGCAGCAAGCCCAGCCGCUCCAAGUCCCGCUCCAGGUCCGGAACGCCCAAGUCGCGCAGCCACACCCCCGUCGAACCACAACAGGAGGAGAACCACGCCCCGUCACGCUCCCGCUCUAGGUCGAAGUCGUAAAGCCUGGAUCCAGGGCGGGUGAUGCCACCUUUCAUCAGAGUCUACUGACCAACUACUGAGAGACAAACGUACAACAUGACGUUCCUGGUUUCCUGACCAGUGACUGAUGUCCAGUUUAUGAAAAAGGUUAUUGAAUGUUUUUCACUGGCAUUCUAACUGUUCCCAUUCCUGUUUCACCCAUGCUUUUCACCGGAGGAUUUGAAAGCUAAGGAUGUAGUGUGUUAACAGGUGUAGUAUUACAAAAUGGAGAACUCUUUCCCUUCAUAAAGUGAAAAGAUGAAAAUAUGUGAUGAUCCAUAUCUGUGUGAAUGAGUGUCAAAGUCUUGGUUUAACCACUCUUGUCAACAGGACAUUUUAGAAGCAUUGUUAUUGUGAUGUUUUAGUUUUGGGAUGAUGAUAAUGAUAAGUGGGUUAAUGUAUGUUAAUCAUAGUAGCAUAAUUUUUUCUGUAGUCUUCCCAGCACAUGUUAAAAGGUUAACUCUAAAGAAGCUAAGUGGAUGUGUUAACCAGUAAUACAGCAUGUCAACGUGUACCCCUUCUUACCAAUUUCUCAGUGAUUGAAUAAAACCAUGUUAACAUA